CUAGAGACUUGCGCUACUUGCGACUUGAAGCGCACUAAUAGAAACACGUGGGAGCAUGAGCGGAAUCGUGCUGCUUUCUCUGGUGUCUUUGGCCGCGGCUACGCCAAUAACCUUCGGCCCAGAUGGAAGACACUACAUGUUGCAAUUAUUUAACGGCCACUAUGCGAUCGAUCGAUCUGAUCAGGAAAUCUCCGGUACUUCCGGCGGCGGAGGUGACUACGGAGGUGGCUAUGGAGGUGGUUAUGGGGGUGGCGACAUCGGGGGUGGCCAUGGGGGUAGUGGUUUCGAAGCUAGUUCUGCUGGCGGCCAUAUAGAGUCUGGUGGUAGUCUCGAGAGUGGUCAUCAGGAUUUCUCUUCUGGCGGCGGAUUCGACGGUGGUCACAGCGGUGGAGAUGGUGGCCAUGGAAUCUCGCUGGACAGCGGACAUAAUUAUGUUCACAGUGUUCCCGUCUCUGAGCAUGUCGAAGUGACAAAGCCUGUUGCUAUACCAGUCUACAAACACAUUGGUGUACCGGUCCCGAAAUCAGUGCCGAUACACGUGCCGCAUCCAGUAGCAGUUGGCAUUCCGCAACCUUAUCCCGUUCAUGUCCCCAUACCGAAGCAUAUUCCCAUACAAGUCGUGAAGACAGUGGCGGUCCCGGUAGAGAAGAAGGUGCCUUACCCCGUGGAGAAGCACAUACCGAUACCCAUCGAGAAGCCAGUUCCUAUCACAAUCGAGAAACACAUCCCCGUUCCAGUCGUGAAGCCGUAUCCUAUCAAGAUUCCCGUUUACAAGACUAUUUAUCAUCACGCGAAGAAGCAUUAAAGUGUGCCUAUGGCAUGGAGGAUUUCUACGGAUAAGGAAAAACGUGGUACAUAUAAUCUAGGGCUAUGUUCUAAAAUUUGCCAGUGCUGAAAAUUUAUUUCGCACGUAACGUAAAUUGUAGAUUUUUAGCGCUAACAAGGAAUUUU
Mycetomoellerius zeteki is the source of this 951-nucleotide messenger RNA. RefSeq names its product WAS/WASL-interacting protein family member 1-like. The coding region runs from base 56 to 805 and encodes 249 amino acids. The record is from RefSeq and is a predicted model, not a curated record. NCBI's taxonomy places the organism in Eukaryota, Metazoa, Arthropoda, Insecta, Hymenoptera, Formicidae. The transcript is spliced from 3 exons.